Molecule: messenger RNA, 4614 nt
Organism: Bicyclus anynana (squinting bush brown)
Lineage: Eukaryota; Metazoa; Arthropoda; Insecta; Lepidoptera; Nymphalidae
Product: multiple inositol polyphosphate phosphatase 1-like
Exons: 10
Coding region: 175-1608 (477 amino acids)
Molecular function (GO): acid phosphatase activity; inositol phosphate phosphatase activity
Source: RefSeq, a predicted model, not a curated record
GUGUAUGUGAAAAAAUAUAUUUUCUGUGAAGUUUUGUGUAAUCUUGUGUGUUUAUUUGAAAAUGUUGUCGAUGUUUAGAUCAACAUGACUCAUUUGUCGUUUUGUUUUGGUAUUUCGUGACGGGUACAAGAGAACACGGUUGCUAAACGUUUUUUUUUUCUUAGUAGGCAAAAGAUGCGGCUAAAGUUGCUCCUUGCGCUCUGCCUUGUCUAUGCGUCGGCGCAAGCGCAGGACGAGAGCUGCCGGUCUGCAGACCAAGACCCGUACCUGCUGUUCGGCACCAAGACUGCCUACACCUUCGCCAACAGGGGCAUCCCUGUCAGCAGAGCUCAUGAUGUACCUGGUUGCCAACCCAUCGCAAUCUGGAUGCUCAACCGCCAUGGCUCGCACAACCCCGAAGCGGACGAGUUCGCAGAGUUGCAGAAACUUGUUAUUUUCAAAAACAACGUCGUCAUCAAUUACAGAAAUGGCAACUUUAGAAACACAAAUCUCCGAAUGUGCAGUUCUGACGUGAACCUUCUCGAGAGAUGGGAGUGGAACCCUCGGCUGAACAUUUCGUUUGCGGGAGACCUCACCAGCGACGGCUAUAUGUCCACACAACAGCUCGCGCAGGCUUGGAAACAGAGGUUCCCUGGACUGCUGACUGACAAUGUGCAUGACUAUCUGUUUAAAUACGUAAACGAUCAGCGUUCAAGCACCACAUUUAAGGCUUUUACAGAAGGUCUGUUCAGAGCGCAGGCGGACAACAUCGAUAUAUCAAAGGAAACCGACGAAAAAUUGCUACGGCCAUACAAAUACUGUCCCUCUUGGAAUGCUAAUGUCGAAGAGAAUGCAGACACAUUGUUGCAACAGCAUACUUUCGAGUCCAGUCAGGAAUAUAAAGAUAUGUUGAACAACAUAUCGCGGCGCCUCGGCUUCAACUACGACAUCGAGAGAGAUGUUCUACACAACAUGUACCAAAUGUGUCGCUACAACAAAGCGUGGCAGGUCGCGCAGAUCUCGCCUUGGUGUGCGGUUUUCACAAAAGACGAUCUCAAGCGUCUGGAAUAUUUGGAAGACUUGCAAACGUACUACAAAUAUGGCUACGGGUCGCCGAAGAAUCAGGAAAUCGGCUGCACCGGUGUUAAAGACAUGAUGACUUUCUUCAACACACACGUUGAUAAUGAGAAGCCCCAACAGCCGCGCGCCAUCGUCCACUUCACCGAGGCGCCCAUGCUGCUGCUCACGCUGCAAGCGCUGGGCGCGCGCCGCGACGCUGCUCCACUCACCGCCGCCGGCUACCACACCGCGCCCGCGCAGAGCCGCAAGUGGAGCUCCUCAGCCAUGGCGCCCUACAACGCCAACCUCGCCGCCGUGCUAUACAAGUGCACACCGAAUAGCAACUUCCAGAUCAACGACCCGUACCAAGUCCUGUUCCUUGAGAAUGAGAGACCCCUUUACUUGGAAGAGUGCAGAGUUGGACUUUGCAAUUGGACUUUCGUAAAGAAUCGCUUCGGACUUAUCGCCGAUAACUGCAACCUUGACUUCUGCAAUGGGGGCGCUACUAAAAUCAACGGUAUUCUCAGUUUUAGUUUAGCUUUAGUAAUUUUGACCAAAGUAUUUAAUUAGAGUAUUUUAUUUUUACAUAAAUUAAAUUAAACGUUGCAAUAUUAUAAGUUUAGUAACGAAAUUACAAAGCGGAGAGGUUAUAAAUGUAUUUGAAUAUGCAAUUUGGAAAAGGGCACAUGUCUGAUAUUCUGUACAUACAUCUCACAAAUAUAAAAUAUAUAACAACAUAUUUAGAUUAAUAAACAAAAAAGUAAUUUUCCAAGGCUAAUUAUCACCAAAAUGUAGGUAACAUAAUAGUUACUUUUAGAAAUUAUACACUUGUUUGGAUAAUAAUUGUUUUUUUUUAAUUCCUCGAUAUUUUAAAUUUUGAGACUUGUGCCCUUUUCGAAAUUGCAUAUUCAUUUGAUUCUGUUAAAUAAUAAUAAUUAUGACUACGCAUCAUUAAGAUAUGAUUUCAUUACACAUGCUCAUUUCAAGCACGAAAGCAUGCAACUAUUGAGCAGUUGCUGCUUAUUAGCAUGUGUAUCGCAACAUUGCUAAUAAUGAGCAUUCGAGUUUGCUCAAGAAUCAACAGUCUUGCGAUUUAUGAGCAUGCUACUUGCUGCGCGGGUGGAAUGGGGCGUGCUUUUAGCGCGUCUGAACAGGUUUGCUUAUUGAGUAUGCUAGUCGAUCAGCAUUGCUAUUUUGUAUUCUCUUCACCUUCAUUGCUCCCUGUCUAACACGAUACUAUAGACAGAGAGCGAUAGAUACAAAUUAGCAUGCGUAAUUAGAAUGUUUGCUUUGAGCAUGCUCAUUCAGGAGCAUACUUAAAAAUAGUAUGCAUAUUGCUAGCAAAUUUAAACUGAUGAGCAUGCUCGUAUGGAGCAUACUUAAUAGCACGUUUUAGCAUGCUAUCCUAGACCUUUAGUAAGUAUUGGGCAUCUGUAAUGAGGUAAAUAUGAAAGUAAUGUUAAGUUAAAUUUAAAAAAAAAUUGUAAGAAAUAGACAACCAAUCCUUGAUUCUGAUUGCAAUGCGUUUUUACUAGAUCAUAAAGUUGUUCUAUAUGUAUAAAUUCUAAAACAAUAGAGACAAUGACACAGCACGAGAUCCGGCAUAUGGUAUAUACUUAUAGGGUGCUCGGGAGUAGUUCCCAUAAUUCUUGGGUUACACAGGGUGCUCGAGAGUAUUUCCUAUAACUCUAGGGUUACACAGGGUACUCGGGACCCGACUUCAUCCUCAAAAUUAGAAACCUAUUGUCUAUGUAGUUUGCACAUAAAUGUAGGUAAAUAAAUUACAUUAAACCCUAAUUAUAAGUACUUAAUGAAGUAGGUAAUUAUUAAAAUUGUGUAUUACCUUUGUUAGUUAGCGCUUGUUUACAAAAACCCCUUUGCUUUGUUCAACGUCAGUGUAUUAUAAAACUGUUUUAUAUUAAUACUACUUAUGUUUUUUUUAAUGGUUAUUAAUUAUUAAGUACUUUUACUUAUAGUUAAUUUGUAUUUCUUUAUGUUAGAUAUGUUGUAAUUAAUGUAUAGUACGAGAUCUGGCAUAUAUAAUAUAGGUAUACCCUCAUCUGUUAUUUGUUUGGUGUAAGAAAUAUAUGAUAGAAAAUAUUCACAUUGACACAUUGCACAUAGGUUGCUUAGUUAAAUUGUGACUGGAUUAAAUGAUUAUUUUUUAAUCUCCUUCCCUCAUAGGAAUAUUUUUAAAAACUGGUACACUUUUUGUUGAUUUUGCCAGAUAGUUGAUUUAUAAUAUUUAACUAUAUACAUACCCUCAUCAGUUUUUAGUCGUCUAGUAGUAGUCAAAAGAAAGCUUAUUUUAUGCAUAAUUUAACUGUAUUAGAUUGCCUUUGAACUAUGAACUAGAUGUUCAUAGUUCCCUACAUUUUGUAUGAAAAAUGUGUCUGGCCGCAAUUUAACUAGGCAACCUAUUUGCAAUGUGACACUGUGAGUUUUAUCCAUUAUUUAUUUCUUAUCAAAUAACAAAUGACGGUAUACAGGGUGCUCGGGAGUGUUUCCCAUAACUUCAAGGUGUUGAUUCCACUUAUGGAAGCCGAACUGCUUAUCUAAAAAAUAAAAGCUUUUUAAUUUUCAUACAAAGUAAUAAUUCCGAAUAUCCGCUUAACAUCGCUUUAUCUGUCCUUGCAUUUGAAAAUACGUAAAAAUUAGAUACAUAAAUAUAAGGAUGCAUAUAAGGGAAACAUUUUAAGAUCUAUUUACAAAGUAAAUAUUAUUUACUCCGAAAAUAUUCAUUUUAGAACACAGUCAUGUUCCUUGAACAUUUUGAAUUAAUUUUUGUUAAAGAAUGUAUAUUUCUAAUGCUGGAUUUUAGAACAAUGUAUCACUUAGUUUUAAUUUUAAAAGUUAUGAAUAUAAAGAUGUCUUUAAUGUAGAAAUAUUACCCUAUCUAUAUAUCUAUCUAUCCACAGACUAAGAUAAAGAUGUCUUUUUAUCUCUAAUAAUUACUUUUUCCCUUAAUUUGUUAGAUUUAAGUAUAAUGUACAAAUUAUUAUAAGAAAAUGAGUAUUAAAUAUUUUUCCUCAAUCAAGAAUCUUUAUAUGAUAUUAAUUAACAUACAAUACUAAUCGUCAGACAAAUUCUUUCAUAAUAAUAUCUAUUUAUAUUUACCGACAAAAAAAUUUAACAAAAUUGUAGUUAGUUAUAGUUGAAUAAAAGUUUAAUAAUACAGCCUCAAUAGCUCAACGGUAAGAGCGGUAGGACUCAUCAACGAGGGGUGGUGGUUCGAUCCCCGCUCCGUUGGUCUAUUGUCGUACCCACUCCUAAUACAGUCUUUCCCGACUAGUUGGAGGUGAAUGGGAAUAUUGGUCAAAUUUAAUACAUAUGGCAAAUAUUCUUUAUUUAAAAAAGAAAAGGUUUGUGCAUUGUCAAAUAUGCACCAGCCUUUAUUUCGCAAGUUCAUGGUCUAUUGGUGCAUAGAUAUGUAUGAUUAUUGAACAUACUAAUAACCUAAAAUAAAAAUAUUGUUUGACUUUCAUUAUGUUUUUAUAUUUAAUAUUAUCAUAAAUAUAUUGUUGUUGUUGUGUUAGCACAAAAUUGUGUUUUAAAUAAAUCCAAUUCAGAAACCUA